AUGCCAUCCCGCCAUCUCCUCUCUCUCCCGCCGGACCACCGCCACCGCCACCGCAUCCAACCCAUUCUCCCCGCCGUCCUCGGCGGAGCCUUGAGUUUGGCUCUCCUCUCCCUCAUCCUCAUUCUAUUCCUCUUCCUCUACCGGAAGCUCUCCAGCAACCGCACCGCUCCCACCACUUCCGACCUCAAAUCCCCCACCCACAUCCAGAGUACCGCCAACCAGUGCCGCCGCUACUCCUACUCCCUCCUCCGCCGCGCCACCGCCUCCUUCUCGCCCUCCAACCGCCUCGGCCACGGCGGCUUCGGCUCCGUCUACAAGGCCAUCCUCUCCUCCUCCCUCCUCGCCGCCGUCAAGGUCAUGGACCCCAGCGGCUCCCUCCAAGGCGAGCGCGAGUUCCACAACGAGCUCGCCCUCGCCUCCUCCCUCAGCUCCCCCUACAUUGUCACCCUCCUCGGCUUCUCCACCGACCGCCGGAAGCGGAAGCUCGUCCUCGUCUACGAGCUGAUGGAGAACCGGAGCCUGCAGGAGGCUCUCCUGGAUCGCAAGUGCGAGGAGCUCAUGAAUUGGAGCCAGCGGUACAGCGUGAUUACCGAUGUCGCGAGAGGCCUCGACUAUCUACACCACUCCUGCAACCCUCCCGUGAUUCACGGCGAUGUCAAGCCCAGCAAUAUCUUGCUGGAUUCGGAUUUCAAUGCCAAGAUUGGCGAUUUCGGACUCUCUAGAUUGAAGACGGGGGAGAUCGCCGAGUGUGCCGCCGGAGAGGACAACGGAUCCAUCCUGGAGGAGGCGGAGAGCGUCGCGACCGCCGGCUACGAAGACUCCGGAGCAGCUGUCGAUCGCUCGCCGGUGAGUAAGGUCUUGGAUUCGGAUACGUCGCCGGAGGCCGUGGGGGCGGAUAAGGCGAGCUUAUCGGAGUUAGGGUUUGACAGGGCGAGCAUGGAAAGCGGGCGAGAUUUGAGUGGUAAGAAAGGCGGAUCGAGAAGAGAUUGGUGGUGGAAACAGGAUAGCGGAGUGGAAUCGGAAUCGGGGAGAGUGAAGAAGGAUUAUGUAAUGGAGUGGAUUGGUAGCGAGAUCAGUAAGGAACGAGCCAAAUCCGGCGGAUGGAAUGUUGCGUCUCCGAGCUCGGCCGAUAACAAUCUGUUGAGCACACCGACUUUGAAGGUAGAGCCUAAGGAGAAGAAGACGAAGAAGAAGAGAUUGGAAUGGUGGGCAUCUCUGGACGAAGAAAGAUUGACAAGGAAGGAGAAGAACAGAAAGCCCAGGGAAUGGUGGAAGGAAGAGUUCUGUGACGAGUUAUCUAAGAAGAACAGGAAUAAGAAGAAGAAGAAGAGGGGUCUGAAUUCGAGCAAUGGCGGAGAAGCUUGGUGGCACAAGGACGAGGAAGAUUCGGUUCAAGAGAGGAAGAAGAAGAAGCGGAAAAGCAGGGGAAGCAUCGAUUGGUGGCUGGACGGUUUCAGCGGCGAGUUGAGAAAUGGGCGAAGGAACAGCCAAGAUUGGGCCAGUGGAGAGAUUCCAAAGAGCGGCGGCGGCGUCAGUAGCACGCCCAGCAUGAGAGGAACCGUCUGUUACAUAGCUCCGGAGUACGGCGGCGGCGGGCAGUUGUCGGAGAAGUGCGAUGUCUACAGUUUCGGUGUGUUGCUCCUCGUGGUGGUUUCAGGGCGGAGGCCGCUUCAAGUCACUGCCUCGCCGAUGUCGGAAUUCGAGAGGGCCAAUCUCAUCUCCUGGGCUAGGCAGCUUGCUUACAAUGGGAAGCUCUUGGACCUCGUUGAUCCUUCGAUACAUUCCGUGGUCAAGGAGCAAGCGUUGGUUUGUAUCACCAUCGCGCUGCUGUGCCUGCAGAGGUCACCAAGCAAGCGGCCAUCCAUGAAGGAGAUAGUGGAGAUGCUCUCCGGCGAGGCAGAGCCGCCCCACCUGCCGUUCGAGUUUUCACCAUCUCCGCCGUCUAAUUUCCCUUUCAAGUCUCGGAAGAAAGCCCGGUGA
Molecule: messenger RNA, 1980 nt
Organism: Linum tenue
Lineage: Eukaryota; Viridiplantae; Streptophyta; Magnoliopsida; Malpighiales; Linaceae
Source: the annotation of a GenBank genome assembly